CGGUUUCUUUGGCGUUUUUGCAGAGGACGUUUGAGUUUAUCGGCGGACGGUCGGCGGACGGACUUUGCGGCGGGAUUGAAGGUGAGGUCUUUCCUUCGGGCUGCUCCGUGUUCUCCGGGAUCAUGAGGAGAAUGGGCUCCGAUCCGUUUUCCUCUGGGUCUCGGCUCUGGAGCUGAGGAGCGGAGGAGCUCGGCCUCGGGAGGACUGAAGCUCGCCGCGCAUGGUCGGGAUCUGCCGUCCUGCCGCUCUGCGACGUGCAUGGCCUAAACAAAUGAUCACUUUUAUGAAGAAGCUGGCAGCAGAGAUGGGCCAGGACCAAACCAAACAGCAGAUCGAGAAGGGCCUGAAGCUGUACCAGACCAACCAGACCGACCGGGCGCUGCAGACCUGGAUCCGGGUCCUGCAGAAGACCUCCGAUCCUGGGGGAAAGUUCAGGGUGCUGGGCUGUCUGAUCACGGCUCACUCUGAGAUGGGCAAAUACAAAGACAUGCUGAUGUACGCCCUGGAGCAGAUCGACACGGCUCGGGAGAUGGAGGACCCGGACUACCUGACGGAGGGCUACCUGAACCUGGCCCGCAGCAACGAGAAGCUGUGCGAGUUCCAGAAGACGGUGUCGUACUGUAAGACAUGUCUGAACAUGCAGGGCACCACGGUCAGUCUGCAGCUCAACGGCCAGGUCUGUCUGAGCAUGGGCAACGCUUUCCUCGGCCUCAGCGUCUUUCAGAAGGCCCUGGAGAGCUACGAGAAAGCUCUACGCUACGCCCACAACAACGACGACAAGAUGCUGGAGUGUAGGGUCUGCUGCAGCCUGGGGAACAUCUACAUACACCUCAAGGACUACGAGAAGGCCUUGUUCUUCCCCUGCAAAGCAGCUGAACUGGUCAACGACUACGGCAAAGGCUGGAGUCUUAAGUACCGCGCCAUGAGCCAGUACCACAUGUCUGUGGCCUACAGGAAACUGGAGCGCCUGCCCGACGCCAUGGAGUGCUGCGAGGAGUCUAUGAAGAUCGCGCUGCAGCACGGAGAUCGCCCCCUGCAGGCGCUCUGUCUGCUCAACUUCGCAGACAUUCACCGCUGCAGACGAGACGUGGACAAAGCAUUCCCUCGGUACGAGUCGGCUCUGGGCAUCAUGACGGAGAUCGGGAAUCGUCUGGGACAGGUCCACGUCUACCUGGGAGUCGGGAAGUGCUGGCUCCUGCAGAAGGACCACGACAAGGCCCUGGAUUCUCUUCAGCGAGCGCAGCAGCUCGCAGACGCCAUCGGAAACAAGUUGUCCACGCUGAAGGUCCACUGCAUCAGUGAGAACAUCUACAGGAGCCGCGGGCAGCAGGACGAGCUCCGGGAGCAGGUGGUCAAGUUCCUUCAGUGUGUGGAGGAGCUGGAGCUUUACUGCGGCAUGUGCGGCGAGAGCAUCGGAGACCGAGACCAGAAGCUCCAGGCUCUGCCCUGCUCGCACAUCUUCCACCUCAAGUGUCUGGAGACCAACGGCACGAAGGGCUGCCCCAAGUGUUUCAAGUCGUCGCUGAAGCCCGGGUUCGUGUGAGGUUUUCGGGGCGUGUCUCCUGGACGUGCCUGACGGGGGCGCCGCGGAGCCGGACUCGGACCCGGCCUCGGACCCGGCUCGGUCUGCGGAGGUCCGGCCCGAGACUGUGGACAGCAGCUCGACUGAACCCGGCGCUCACAAGGACUGAAGUGUCUCGCACACAGAGCUGGGGUCUCUAUGUUCAGAGGAAAAAAGCAUUUACACGUUUAUUUUGGAGAUUUCACUUUGCCUCCGAGCGACACUGCACCACACGAUUUUCAAAUCACAAAACACACAAAACACACAAAACACACAAAAGACACAAAAAACACAAAAAAC
Messenger RNA from Boleophthalmus pectinirostris (great blue-spotted mudskipper), 1861 nucleotides. RefSeq names its product receptor-associated protein of the synapse, 43kD (gene rapsn). Gene Ontology annotation, molecular function: protein-membrane adaptor activity; acetylcholine receptor binding. The coding region runs from base 221 to 1543 and encodes 440 amino acids. The record is from RefSeq and is a predicted model, not a curated record. Gene Ontology annotation, cellular component: synapse. Lineage: Eukaryota; Metazoa; Chordata; Actinopteri; Gobiiformes; Gobiidae. The transcript is spliced from 8 exons. Gene Ontology annotation, biological process: chemical synaptic transmission.